AUGAAGGUAUCUCUUUCAUUGUUAGGCCUGCUGCCUCUCGUGGCAGGCCUAGGCCAGCAACCCAUCAUCGCUUUCAACAAAUCCGAUGAUGCUUUUAUGAUUGCAGGCAAAGAUUCCGGCAAGGGACAGAUUCGCGUCUCCAAGGAUGAAUAUUGGGGCGUCAUUCGUGCUGCGGGUGAUCUUGCCGUCGACUUCGGCCGUGUUACUGGCACCAACCUCACUCUUAGCAAUGGAGAGAAGGAUGCAUCACCAGCAAAGUACAAAUUUGAGCCCGUGGAUGUGAAAAACAACACCCAUUACCACACCCUGAAAGAGGAAGAAUUCUCUGGCCCAGCAUACUUAGACCCCGAUGCCGCCAACACCGUCAUCAUAGCAGGUACAAUCGGCCACUCUGAGCUCAUCGACAAACUCAUCGACGAUGGUGUCAUUGACGUCAGUAAGGUCAAGGGCAAAUGGGAGUCAUUUGUCAGUCAGCUCGUCAAAGACCCCAUCAAUGGCACUGCUCAAGCCCUUGUUAUUGCUGGAAGUGACCCGAGAGGAACUAUCUACGGUAUCUACGACGUCAGCGAGCAGAUCGGAGUGAGUCCUUGGUACUGGUGGGCCGAUGUACCAAUCCGAAAGCGAGAUGAAAUCUACGUCGUGUCUAAGCCCAAGGUGCAGAAGUCACCUUCGGUGCAAUACCGUGGAAUCUUCCUCAACGACGAGCAGCCUGGACUUUCAAGUUGGGUCGGCUCUCGAUGGAAGCCCACUUGGAACAAUGCCGCCCCUUACAACCAUGAGUUUUACGCCCUGGUCUCAGAGCUACUUCUACGUCUGCGAGCCAACUACCUCUGGCCCACUGUCUGGGGCAGCAUGGUUUACAUCGACGACCCUUUCAACCAGCCACUUCUGGAUGCCUACGAGAUUGUCCUUGGAGGCUCACACACCGAGCCCAUGAUGCGAGCCCAGAACGAGUUCCGGACAUUCUACAAAGGAGACUGGCAGUACCACACUAACAACGAGACUAUCGAUGAGUACUUCCGUUACGGAGUUUCAAGAGCCAAGCCAUAUGCCAGAAACAGCGUGUGGACUAUGGCAAUGCGAGGAACAGGCGACACAGCCAUUGAAGGUGAUCUUGGCGUCGAAGGCAUCAUCGAUAUGCUGGAGACUCUUGUCGACAAUCAACGAGAGAUCCUCCGUAAAGGCCUCAAGGUUGAUAACCUGACCGACGUCCCCUCCUUAUGGUGUCUUUACAAGGAAGUUCAGUCCUACCAGGAAAGUGGCCUCAGCGUUCCCGAAGAUAUCACUCUUCUGUGGGCAGACGAUAACUGGGGCAACAUCCGUCGCCUCCCCCUCGCCAACGAAACUGAUCGUUCCGGUGGCGCUGGUGUUUACUACCAUUUCGAUUACGUUGGUGACCCCAGAAACUACAAAUGGAUUAACACUAUCCAACUCCAGAAGACCGCCGAGCAGAUGACUUUGGCUUACCAUAGAAAUGCCCGCCGUAUCUGGAUCGUCAACGUUGGUGACCUCAAGCCUAAGGAGAUACCCAUCAGCCACUUUAUGGAUCUAGCUUACGACACAGAGCGAUGGGAGGCUGACGGUACUACCAAAUGGACUGAGGCUUGGGUCGCGAGAGAGUUUGGCAUUGAGCAUGUCGAAGCCGUCACGAGUAUCAUGAACCGGUACGGUAUGUACGCAGCUCGUCGCAAGUUCGAGUUGUUGGAGCCGCAAGUCUACUCCGUCAUCAACUACAACGAAGCCGAAGCCAUUCUGGAUCAGUGGGCUACUCUGAAGAAAGAUACACAAGCUGUUUAUGACAAGCUGGACGAUGAUUACAAGCCCGCAUUUUUCGAAAUGCUUCUCCACCCCGUUCUAGGUGGUGAGAUCGUAAACAAGAUCCAGAUCUACGGAGCCAGAAACCAGCUGUAUGCUGGGCAGAAGCGAAACUCAGCCAACGAUGUCAUCUGGAAGUCUGUGGACCUCAUGUAUAAGGAUUCAAACUUGACACAAAGAUGGAACGAAGUGCUCGACGGCAAGUGGGCGCAUUUGCUCGAUCAAACACAUCUGGGCUACGAUGGAUACUGGCAACAGCCUAUGAGGAACACUCUUCCGGACCUCAGAUUUGUUCAAGAUGUCUGGCCAUCGCUUGGCGGUGAAUACGGUGUCGGCGUCGAGGGAUCCAACGCCACCAUCAUGGGAGACGACCGCUGGCACUCAUUGUCUUCCAACGUCCUCAACCUUCCUCCUCUAGAGCCCUUCGGAGCCCAGUCACGAUAUAUCGAAGUCUUCCACCGAGGCUCCAAGUCUUGCAACUGGUUCGCAGCACCUUGGGAGGAUUAUGUCCAGCUUUCACAGUACAACGGUACAGUUGGAGGCCAUAACGGUUCAGAUAGCCGAGUUUACGUUACAGUUGAUUGGGAGAAGGCCCCCAAGGCACCCAACACGACGGCGGUCUUUAUCAACGUGACAAGCGACUGUCAAGGCUUUGAGAAGUACAGUGGACAGAACCCACGAGUGGUUGCGACAGUCAUCAACCGAGAGCUGCCUGAUAGCUUUGAGGAAGGAUUUGUCGAGUCUGAUGGACACGUUUCGAUCGAAGCGUCGCACUACCAAAAGAUACACGAGGGAGAUUCGGACGACUCAGACCUUAAGUACCACACUAUCAAGAACUACGGUAGAACUCUGGCGGGUGUUGGACUGUACCCUCUCGACACCGAGAAAUUGGAAGCUGGAGAGGGCCCUGCUCUGGAGUACGACAUGUACCUUUUCAGCAACAGCUCCGCCGCCAACGUAACCGUCUACAUGUCCCCCGGCGCCAACUACCUCGGAGACCGAAACCCACUCGAGUACGGAAUUGCAUUGUUCCCCGCCGGAAAGAAGCAGCCUGACCCAACCAUCGUCCGGCCCAUUGGUCCGAACAAGGGCACCAACAUGCCUGAUGGAUGGGGCUAUGCUGUGGGCAAUGCUGUCUGGGGCGUGUAUGGAAACUACACUACGUCUUCGUUCGAUGUACCCAAAGAGGGCGCUUACACUCUUCGCAUUUGGGCCUUGUUGCCUAACAUUGUGAUUCAGAAGAUUGUGGUUGACCUGGGUGGUGUGAGAAGUUCUUACCUGGGGCCACCUGAGAGCUUCUUGUUGGGACGGGAUGAGCAAGGAGAAUACAACGGUACUUCGUUCUCGAGUACGCCCGAAAUUGUGGGAGGAACAUUUGAAGGUUCGUCUUAG
Molecule: messenger RNA, 3207 nt
Organism: Fusarium sp. VM40
Lineage: Eukaryota; Fungi; Ascomycota; Sordariomycetes; Hypocreales; Nectriaceae
Source: the annotation of a GenBank genome assembly